AUGCAGAGAUCCAAGUCGAUUGAAAGUAUCACAUCAGUGACAUCAUCAUGUCGAGGUGGAGAAAAAAAAACUCCACCAACACAUAUGUUAAUUCCAAGUGAAGUUGAUAACAAAAUUUUGUUGUUGUCAGUAGCACAUUUGGUUAAUAGUUCAGUAACACGUAUUAAAAUUAAUGCAACAGCAACAUUCAAAAAAGAUAUUAAUGAUCGAAAGCAACGUCGAGGAAAGAUUAUUCAGUUGGGAACCAAGGAAAUAUGCAUGGAGCAGCUUCAAGUUUUUGAAAUGACAGCUGAUGCGAAUGAAGAAAAUACAGCUGAUGAUGAAAUUAAUCAAAUAAAUAAAAAUGAAGAAUAUGACAAAAAAAAAUAUCUUAAAAAACAACGAACAGCAUCGCGUGGCGAAUACGAAUACAACAGCACAAGCUCCAAUUCAAGUAUUUCGGUUAGUUCCAAAAAUCAAACAACAAAUAUUAUGAAAAAGAAGCAUAACAUGAAAUCAAAACUUGUUCAAAUCGAUGAAGGAGCUGAUGAAUCAAGUGCCGAUGAAGAUCAAGUAUUUUGUAAUGCAACAAAUGAUUCAUCAAAUGAUAAAAUGCCGUCAACAAAAUCUAUUCAUUAG
This is a messenger RNA of Rotaria sp. Silwood1, 618 nucleotides long. NCBI's taxonomy places the organism in Eukaryota, Metazoa, Rotifera, Eurotatoria, Philodinida, Philodinidae. The record is from the annotation of a GenBank genome assembly.